AGGGGAACAGGAGGAGGUGGCGGCAUCCGCGGCAGUCACGACCGGACACUGCUCAGGGUGGAGGACUGGCCACACGCGAAGCUUACCUUUGACCUCUCCCCGGCUGCUUCCGGCCUUGAUUUGUGAUCCUAGGCACUUUGGGGCUCUUCUGACCAUCUAGCCAGACCCCAGCCUGAAACCAUGUUCCCGGUGAAAGUGAAGGUGGAGAAAUCAGAGCUGGAGAUGGCCAAGGCCCGGAACCAGCUGGAUGCUGUUCUGCAGUGUCUUCUGGAGAAGAGUCACAUGGACAGGGAGCGUCUGGAUGAGGAGGCCAGGAAGACCCCUUCAGACGCCCACAACAAGGACUGCUCCAUCGCGGCCACUGGCAAACGGCCAUCCGCCCGAUUCCCCCACCAGAGGAGGAAAAAGAGGAGGGAGAUGGAUGAUGGGCUAGCCGAGGGUGGGCCACAGCGAUCCAAUGCAUACGUGAUCAAGCUGUUUGAUCGGAGCGUGGACUUGGCUCAGUUCAGUGAGAACACACCUCUGUACCCGAUCUGCCGAGCCUGGAUGCGCAACAGCCCUUCCGUGCGCGAGCGGGAACGCUCCCCCAGCUCACCGCUGCCCCCGCUGCCUGAGGAUGAGGAGCUCCUGGGCCACCUGGAGACACCUGCAGAUCCCGAAUUCCAUCCCCGCUCCAGCCUGAGACCCAGGGUGCCCCCGAUGACGAGCCCUCCGAGCCUGAGCCCUCACCCUCCACGCUCAUCUACCGAAACAUGCAGCGCUGGAAACGCAUCCGCCAGAGGUGAGCAGCCCCCAGCGUGCAUGAUCCCUGUGGCCUCUACUCCAACUGCUGAGCCCUCCCUCUGUCUUCCCACCCCCGCCACAGGUGGAAGGAGGCAUCCCAUCGGAACCAGCUUCGUUACUCGGAAAGCAUGAAGAUCCUACGGGAGAUGUACGAGCGACAGUGAUGUUCCCUUGUCCCCCCACCUCAAUAAACAUUCCCCUGCCCAA
This is a messenger RNA of Phacochoerus africanus (Common warthog), 990 nucleotides long. It is a transcript of the gene LIN37, whose product is annotated as lin-37 DREAM MuvB core complex component. Lineage: Eukaryota; Metazoa; Chordata; Mammalia; Artiodactyla; Suidae. Gene Ontology annotation, biological process: negative regulation of transcription by RNA polymerase II. Bases 181 to 915 code for a protein of 244 amino acids. Gene Ontology annotation, cellular component: transcription repressor complex; Myb complex. The record is from RefSeq and is a predicted model, not a curated record. The transcript has 8 exons.